Pleurotus ostreatus (oyster mushroom) is the source of this 5256-nucleotide messenger RNA. RefSeq lists its product as uncharacterized. Lineage: Eukaryota; Fungi; Basidiomycota; Agaricomycetes; Agaricales; Pleurotaceae. The coding region runs from base 1 to 5256 and encodes 1751 amino acids. The record is from RefSeq and is a predicted model, not a curated record. The transcript is spliced from 7 exons.
AUGCUCUCUUCGUUCAUCUCAUACAUCCCCAAGGGCAACAAGCGCAAGACCAAGAACUUGAAUCACCAUGGCCGGGUACCGACACUCGCAAUCGGACCCUCGGGGUCAGCACGAGGAGGCGAAUAUAGCGCAUAUGCGGCCAGCGCGCCCUGGGACUACAGUGGCGCGUACUCGCAGACGUAUAGGUCGCCGAUCUUGGACAUCCACGACCAGCGCCGCACACGCGAUGGCCAACAACGUGUAUCAGAGGAAGAGUUUCUACAGGCACCACCGCCUGCAUCACCUAGGCUGGAUCUCGAUAUACCAUCAUCUCAUCUGCAGCUGUCUGGACUUCUCCCCCCGGAGCUGGCCAAGGGGGAUUCGAUAGCAUUGCUGAUUGAUGAGGAGUUGAGCAACGACGCGAGAGCGACGGGGGAAAGGCCAUGGGUCGAUGAUAUGGACGUAGCUGAGAGGUACGAGCAGAGAAGGAGCGGCCAGGGUUACCCAGCAGCACACGAGCAGGAAUCAGCAGAGGACUCCCCCAGUGCAAGUUCGGCCAGCAGCGACGGCGUUCCAAUACCUCCCCGUCAACCAUUCCUGGAAGACGAGGAAGACGAGGACUCAAUAUAUUCCUUGGAAUAUGUGAAUUUUGAUCCAGAUGCACCACCAAGUCCCCAGAGAACGAAAGCAGAACCUACAGAGGGCGAGGAGGAAUCAAUACUACCAUACGCGUCGGUCUCAAGGAGACCUGCACCAGCACCGAUUAAAAUUCCCAACCUCGCACUCUAUGGCCCAAAGGUACAACUACUCCCUGGCUCUUCAGGCUACCAGUCACGCCCACAAUCCCGGGGCAACGAAUCCAUUAUCUCCACAGAGCCUUCAUCAGCGGUAUCGGGUACCUCGCUCGCGCGCGCGCUUUUCGCCAAUACAUUCGUGCUUAGCGGUAACCAAACCUCUCGUUAUCGCAGCGGCGUCAGCAUGAAUCUGACAAGACAGGACUCGGCGACCUUACCACGGGGGGAGCACCCGUUGAUGUCUUCUCCAUUCUUCCGUGAUCGGCCUGAACAAAUUGGAAGCCCAAUAUUGAUCCCAGCAGGAACAGGUGUCUCACUUCCGCCACCAUCUUCAUAUAGACCGUCGACGGCGGAAUCAAUGCACAGGCAUAGAGUCCCGAGGCGUUCAGUACCUGACAGACCGAUGACGGCACCAUCUUCUAAACAUUUUAGUGCCGCAAGCCUACCCAUCAAGCAUGCUUCUGAGACAGAUCAACCGGAGACGGAGACGAAACCUAAAGAGGAUGAGAUUGUGAGCGCUCCUAUAGACGCUUCGUCUGACCAGAAGGGGUUGCAUCGCAUUUCGCGCAUCUCGGAAGUCGCCUCUCCGCCUCCCAGUGCUCCUCCCAGUGCCUCCACCCCUGGUGUAGCGUCGGAGCACGAGGAGAACAACGUAGGCAGUGAGGCCGAGGCAUCACCGUCGCUUCUCACCGACGAUAAGCUUGGACCAGAACCACAAUCAUCACCAUCACCAUCACCAUCAAAUCCCACCCAUGUCCACGCAGCAUCCUUGCCUGCGUCAGAUGUUCCCAACAUUGCCUUACCACAGCUUUCCCAAAGCCAGGAGGAGGUACCCAUGCAGACGAAUGAAGAGCCCGGCGUUCACCUCGGUGCCUUGAACUCACCCAAUCCAACUCCACGUUCGGCAGGCGAAUUCUCCAUCUCGUCCGAGCCAGGCUCAGGAAGGGAAAUCGACAACGUUCUCGAUUAUUAUCAGUUCGAGUCCCAGCCGACGACAUUCCCAAACCUUCGCCUACCUUUCUCACCGAUAUCCGAAGAGUCGAGUUCGAUGCUCAGUCCUGUGAGCUCUGCUAAUCAAAGAAGCCCUAACGGAAGUAAUUCGGGUGUGAGCUUGGUUGGCGAAUCGAAGAUGAGCCAGCAACAGAACGAUGCUAGGAUGAGUGUAUUGUCGUCGUCGGCACGAGAGUGGUCACCAAGGAAGCCAUCGAGUCCGCCUUUGUUACCAAUAGGAAAGAGAGAGCUGCCUCGUCGUCCUGGGUUGCUACCGAUCGGUGACCGUCCAAGGUCAUUCCAGGUUUCCCCUCCCCCUCCCAUAUCUCUCGCUUCUCCUCUCUCUUCUUCCGGUUCAUCGAAGAUGAGCAGUUUGGCAUUGUCUGCAAGUACGACUGCGUCAUCUUCACUAGCGUCUCCGGACUCUGGAGGUCCACUCCUCCCCCCUUCACGAAGUGUCUUCAACCGCGCCCGAUCUGGCAGCGCGCCCAGCCCCAUCAAAGUUGUUCGAAACUCGAGGGAUUUCAAGAAGUAUCACAUUGCCGUUGUCACGCCUCUCAGUGGUGGGAGCGAGAAGGAAGAGGCCUUUGAGUCAGCACGAACAGAGCACGAUAGCAGGGAAAGUAAAUCCCCAGAUGAAGCACAGGAUACAACGUCUAGUUCAGGCUCCCAAGACCUCGAUCGCCCACGCCAGGAAUUUCCCGAGACACCAAGUGCCUUCAGUCCAACGUGGUCGUUCACUAUGAUGUCCCCUUCUGGCCGCGGAGAGUCGACUCAUGAGUAUCCUGUCUUGAUGCCUAUGUCUGCUGGCGGAGGGAUAGGUGUACGAGGGAGUAUACAACCGGCAAGUCUGGCCCAACAAGUGCUCUUGACGCGAGCAGCAACCUCUGUCCGUGGCGCGCGCCACUCUAGGCAAGCUAGUCUGCUGAGAAACGCGACGGUCCCCGCAGCCAAGGUUGAGAUGGCGCCAGACGGGCAACGGGUAAUGCAGCCUAUUCUGCAAUUGGAGCCUCCGUCAGCAGGUCGACCAUUGUCAUUGAAACGACCGUUGGAUGAAAUGGAGGAGGAAACUGAAUCGGUCGGAAGUCCCGUGCUGCCUGGUACCCACCAUAUGGUUACCGAAGAGCCAGAAGCAAUGGAGGGGCAACUUCCGGAAGACAUCUCACCAACGAUCGCGAAGCAACCUCUCCCUCGCGUACCGUCAGAUAUUACUCAUGAUGAGCUCUUUUCUCCUCGUAUCCCUAAUGCAUCCCCCGUCCGAUUACAGAAGCCCCGCGUGGGUGAUCCUGUACUUCCCACCCUUUUCGACCUCCCACUACCCUCACCUCAGCGCUCAGCCUCGGCUAGUUCCCCUCCUGUCACGCCUUCGUUCUCUUUCCGUGGAUCCCCCUCACCCAAGCUGAGUGCUCCAGCAUCUUUGGCUAGCGCCGCGCCUAGUCGUUCUGUUUCUCCCCUUUCCGUUGCAAGUUCCUCUCGACAUCCACCUUCUUCCAAGCACUCUGACUGGUCUUCCGUGCACCACCCGGCCUCACCACGCCUCCAUCCUGGCUCCCCACACCUUUCACCCGCUCCGUCACAUGUAGGGUUCCAAGACACAUCUUCACUUCGUUCUGUCUCUCCGGCUUACCCCGCCUCGCCCACCCUAUACAACCAUAACUCCCACUCUUCUCCACAGCUUCCACCCCCGUCGCCUGCUCGCAGUCCUACGGUCCCCUUCAUGCCCCCCCACUCCAACUCUGGUGCAUCAUCAUCUUACGAGUCGUUGCACUCCGUACAUAGGCUUCCACCUGUUGUUCGACCACCACCAUUGUUACUCAAUACCCCCGGCUCAUCUACGCAUCAAUACACUGUACAAUAUACCCCUUCGCCCUCUGUUCCUAAAGCCCUCCCUUUGCCGUCACCAUUUAUAUCACGACAGAGCAGAUUAGAUCUAGAUCAUCCAUUGUCACCCUCAUUUGUUCCUCCUCCACCCUAUUCCACCGUCGCCAACUCGCAUGAUCAUUCCUCGAGUGUGGAUGUGUCUGAUCAGCUCUCUAAUCUAACCCAUACGCCUAACAGCGCCAAUUCAAACAUCGCUGCUGAAGUCGACCCACGAACCCCUCUGUCCUCAGUUCCUCGCCGCCCAAGAGUCCGCCCUCCCCUUCCUAUGGGACCCCGCCGUCCUCAACAAGUUGUCGGGCAUCUUACUGCGAACAGUGGGGAUGUCAGACAACGAAAUGCAUCGGCUCCCAAUAUCGGCAAUACCGGUACAGCUAGUGGCCAUCAACGUCAAUAUUCCGCGCAAGUCCCAAAAUUCCGUUCUCCAGUUCCAAAGUGGAGAGGGUACACAUUGGAGGCUGCGAAGUGGACGUUCUCGUCUGCGGAGCUGCAACAGAUAGUCUCGAGGGCGAUACGGCAGUCCGCUGAAGCGUCUUCUUUCAGGCUUUUGCAGCUAGCGACACUUGACAACGAUAUUAGCCAGGAAAUGGAGAGGCUCAAAACUCAGCAAGCUGAGAUUCGGACAAAGUACAAACUCCUGUCUCGCAGGAGGCGGGGUUUGCUAGAUGCCCUUACUGGGCACUUCGAGGGCUCGGUCGUGGAGUACUCCGCGCCAACCCUGCGCAUCGUGGACGAAUUGGCUGACACCUGUUUGCAGCUCGACGAACUUGCCGAAGACUUAGAUAGCGUUGACGAGCAGCUCAGCCAACUGACGUCGUUGUGCGAGGUGCAUUCGUCCAGCGCCUUGGCCAUGGCGCUUCGGAAACUCAACACCAGCUUCCUCAAGCAGAUGCAAGAAAACAAAGCAUUGAAAGAGCAGAUCGAGACUCUCCAGGCCGAGCGAGAUGAGGCGUGGAAACAAGCACAAGAAGUUGCCAACGACUACGACGAUCUUACAGGCCGAAUCGACAGUGCGGUCCCUGAUUCUGCUGGAUGUCGGUCGAGCAAGGUCAUGGCAGUGAGGAAGUCUAGCAUUCGGGCUUCUAAAGCUGGGUUGCGAUCUACGUCAAGCUUCCGUCGUAGUCAACGCUCGUCUGUCAGUAGCAAUGGUCAGCGCAACAGUGUUGCAUCUGUGUCAGCUCCUGCUGUGUCCCCCAAUGAGGUUCCUCCGGUGCCGCCGAUUCCUCGUCGCAAACCCUUUGAUAUUGUUACUGAUAUACCGACUCGAACAUCAUCAACUGCGUACUCUAACGGAGUGACUCCUACUUCCGAGACUCGUGCUUUAGUUCGCGCUCAAGAGGAACUAUACGAUAUGCUAGGAAUCACUCUGCGGGAAACACACACGGCUCUACGUCGAUCGCAUUCUGUCUCAGAUCGGCCGCCCGAUUUUAACAUCUCCACGCUUUAUCCUUCCGGAGAUCCUCGUCAGCGAUACUCCGAUGCCAGCAGCGGUGGGCCCGGUACUCGUCGGUCGUCUAUGCCCAACCAUACCGGCUUGCAUCAAGUCUAUACCGCUAUGACUGCUGAUCGCAAAGCCAUGCUUGCCACUCUCGGGAUGCUCUCGGACCAAAACUGA